AUGAAAAAAGGUGUUGAUUCACUUGCUGGCUAUGCUGAAAUUUUUCAAAGAAAUGUUCUUUCAUCUGGUGUUGUGCCUCAAAUAUCUUUAAUAAUGGGUCCAUGUGCAGGUGGAGCUGUAUAUUCACCUGCCCUUACUGAUUUCACGUUCAUGGUACGUGAUACUUCAUAUUUAUUUGUUACCGGACCUGAUGUUGUUAAAGCUGUUACCAAUGAAGAUGUUACAAGAGAAGAACUUGGUGGAGCAAAGGUACAUACAGCAGCAUCAGGUGUUGCACAUGAUGCAUUUGAUAAUGAUUUUGAAGCUUUACAAAGAUAUACUGAUGACUCAGCACAUCGAGAAGAUCUAUCACUUAAUCAUAUAAUUCCAGUUGAUUCUACAAAAGCAUAUGAUGUGAGAGAUGUUAUCACACGUAUUGUAGAUGAUGAGGUUUUUUUUGAAAUUAUGCCAAAUUAUGCCAAGAAUAUUGUGGUAGGAUUUGCUAGAAUGAAUGGUCAGACAGUUUCAAUAGUUGGUAAUCAACCAUUGGUUUCAUCAGGAGUUCUCGAUAUCAAUUCAUCAGUUAAAGGUGCAAGAUUUGUAAGGUUUUGUGAUGCUUUCAAUAUCCCAAUCAUCACACUUGUUGACGUUCCUGGUUUUCUUCCUGGAACAGCACAAGAGCAUAAUGGUAUUAUUAGGCAUGGAGCUAAAUUACUUUAUGCUUAUGCUGAGGCUACAGUUCCUAAAAUUACAAUUAUUACUAGAAAAGCAUAUGGAGGUGCUUAUGAUGUUAUGUCUAGUAAGCAUCUUCGUGGAGACAUGAAUUAUGCAUGGCCAACUGGUGAAAUUGCAGUCAUGGGAGCAAAGGGGGCAGUAGAAAUCAUUUUUCGCAACGAGAAAGAUAAAACUCAUGCUGAAAAGGAAUAUAUCGGCUAA
Entrophospora sp. SA101 is the source of this 915-nucleotide messenger RNA. The record is from the annotation of a GenBank genome assembly. Lineage: Eukaryota; Fungi; Glomeromycota; Glomeromycetes; Entrophosporales; Entrophosporaceae.